CUCCUUCUCCUCCUCUUUCAUAUCUUCCCUAAAACUCGGGAUUUUAAGAAUAUUCUCUUCUUGCAUUUUUUUUCUUAGGGUUUUCGAAAAUAAGGAAACCAGAAAAAAAAUCUCCUUUCCCGAUCUCUGAGAUUCUCUUUCCAAACGGAGAGAAAAUCUGCAUUCCCUUCUUGAAUAAACCUUUCUUCUUCUUCGUGGUUGUGCGGCUGCUUUGUCUUUCCAGAGCUCGUUUGAAUCAGGUUUGUAGUUGAAGCUCAGAUCAGUCUUAAGAGUGUAGUAAAAUCUUUAGGGAUGAUUUGUGUUCACUGUUAAUGGACCGUUCACCAACAAGCAGUUGACAAGAAAACAUUGAAGAAGUGUUUUUGUUCAUUGACAAAACAGUUGGAUAAAAACACAAAGUGAUUUAGAAGAAGAUCCAAUCAAAUUUUCUUGUCUGAAAGCUUUUUGAUUUGGACUUGAAUGGAUAUUAACCUAAACAAGAUUUCCCCUGCUCUCUCUGACCCUGCUUCACCAGUCAACAAAUCAAGACUAGGAACAUCCUUCCCUUCAGGAAAAUUCAUGAUGAGUUCUAGGAAGAUGAUCCCUAAGCUCGACGAUGUUAAAUCCAACGGUUGGUUAGAAGCAAUGAUUUCCUCUUCCCCACCACGUAAGCCUCUUCCUAAGAGGCUUGUCAAGGAUUUCAACGUCGAGGUUGCUCCUGAAGAUGACUCUGCUCAACGGGCUUGGAUGCGCAAGUAUCCUUCAGCGAUUACUUCUUUUGAGCAUAUUGCAGCUCAAGCUAAGGACAAGAAGAUAGCAGUGUUUCUAGACUAUGAUGGAACUCUUUCCCCAAUAGUCGAUGACCCUGAUCGUGCCAUCAUGUCUGAUGCGAUGCGUGCUGCUGUUAAAGAUGUGGCCAAGUACUUCCCAACUGCAAUUAUUAGUGGUAGAAGCCGUGACAAGGUUUACGAAUUGGUAGGACUAACCGAACUCUAUUACGCGGGUAGUCAUGGGAUGGACAUAAUGACUCCUGUUAAUGUUAAUGGGUCUCCUCAAGGCCCAGACUCUGUAAAAUCCACUGACCAACAGGGUGAGGAGGUAAACCUUUUUCAGCCAGCUAAAGAGUUCAUACCAGUCAUCGAAGAGGUUUAUAAUUCUCUUGUUGAGCUAACUAAAGGUAUCAAAGGUACAAAAGUAGAGAACCACAAGUUCUGCACCUCUGUUCAUUACCGUAACGUUGAUAAGAAAGACUGGGAAAUCGUUGGUCAAAUCGUUCAUGACCACCUGAAACAAUACCCUCGUCUGCGUCUUACUCAUGGGAGAAGGGUUUUAGAGGUUCGUCCUGUGAUUGAGUGGAACAAAGGAAAAGCAGUUGAGUUUCUGUUGGAGUCUCUCGGAUUAAGCAACGGUGAUGAUUUCCUCCCAAUCUUUAUUGGAGAUGACAAGACUGAUGAGGAUGCGUUCAAGGUACUAAGGGAGAGGGAACAAGGAUUUGGGAUAUUGGUAUCGUCUGUUCCAAAAGAAAGCAAAGCGUUCUAUUCUCUUAGAGACCCAUCAGAGGUGAAGAAGUUUCUCAAGAAUUUGGUGAAGUGGAGAAAGAUGGAAGACUCCACAAGUAUGUGAUGACUGUCUAGGAGUAUCAGAAGAGCUUCAUCCAAUGCUGCUUUCUAUUUUUAUUUAUUUUUACAGUUUUUAGUUUCUGUUUUUAGCAGUUUCGUCAUUUCACUUAAAUCAUUUUUCCAUAUAUCCAUAAAUUAAAGUUUGUUACGAUUAGAACUUUUUCAUUAUAUAAGUUUCUUGAGGGACAAGCGUCUAACAUGG
Molecule: messenger RNA, 1800 nt
Organism: Eruca vesicaria subsp. sativa (arugula)
Lineage: Eukaryota; Viridiplantae; Streptophyta; Magnoliopsida; Brassicales; Brassicaceae
Source: the annotation of a GenBank genome assembly